AUGAUUCGUCAAAUGUUGAUAUUGACUCUGUGUAGCCUGCUAUUUGCAGUUGCUAGAAGUGAUACAAAUUAUCGUCUUAAUACAAGCAUAGUACCAUCAUCAUACUCUAUUGCUAUAACUCCGUACUUUGAUACGGGUGACGAUAAAGCUUUUACGUUUGACGGAGAAGUUAUUAUUAAAUUCAUAACAGAAUCUAAUAUUCAUAGGAUAAAAAUUCAUUCAGUAGAUUUGAAUUUUAAUGCAUCUGAUAUUAAUAUAAGCAGCGGUUCAGUAUCAGUUAAAUUGAAUGAAGCGAAUCCAUUAGAGUUUGACAAAAAAUACGAUUUUGCUUACAUCAAUUUGGAAUCAGAGCUUAUUGCUGGAUAUGAGUAUGAACUAAGUAUCGAUUACAAUGGACCAAUAAGAAAAGAUCUUAAAGGAUUUUAUAUGAAUCAUUAUUAUCAAGGUGGAGUAAAAAAAUGGUUAGGAGCAACACAAUUUGAAUCAACACAUGCACGAAAAGCAUUCCCGUGUUUUGAUGAGCCCGGAUUAAAAGCGGUAUUCACACUUAUAAUAGACAGACCGGCAAGUUUUAAACCAAGUUUGACUAACACAAAAAUACAGAGUACUGUGCCACUGGCAAAUGGCUAUGUAAGAGAAAUAUUUUACCCGACACCUAGAAUGUCUACUUACCUGGUAGCAUUUCUUAUAUCGGAAUUUGAAAGUGUAACAACGAUCAAAAAUGGAGACAAUGAGUUCGGUGUAUACACUCGUCCAGAAGCAAUUAAUCAAACAGAAUACGCCGUUGAUUUUGGGCAAAAGAUUGUAGACGCUCUCGGUGAUUACUUUGGGAUCGAUUAUUACUCUGUGGAUAGUAAUUUAAAAUUGGACCACGUUGCUCUUGUAGAUUUUGAUUCUGGAGCUAUGGAAAAUUGGGGACUUGUGAAAUACAGAGAGUCUCUAUUGUUAUACGUUCCGGAAGAUUCAAGCCCGUACUACAAAUAUAGAGUGGCACAAAUUGUUGCACAUGAAACUACGCACAUGUGGUUUGGAAAUCUGGUCACUUGUCAUUGGUGGAGUAAUACAUGGCUUAACGAGGGAUUUGCUAAUUACUUUCAAGAUUACAUGACUUCUUUAAUUGAGCCAACCGUCGGAGCUGCUGACCAACUGGUAAUAGGCUCCGUGUAUGCGGCCUACGAUGCCGAUGAAAAAUCAGAUGCUGUUCCGAUAACCAAUAAUGUAGUGAAUUCACCUGAAGAAAUCAGCGGCCAUUUUGGUACGAUUACAUACCAAAAAGCUGGCUCUGUAAUUCGCAUGAUUCAUCACUUUAUUGGUAAUGAUGCGUUUAAGUUUGGACUUCAUACAUAUUUAAAUGCCAAUCAAUUGCAACCCAGUUACCCAGAGAAUUUGUACGCUGGUUUAGAAGAAGGAGUUGCUACUUUCAACUCGCUUUCUAGCUAUCCAGGAUAUGAUUUAACUUCUGUCAUGAGUUCUUGGAUAUCUCAAGCUGGACACCCUGUAUUACACGUCGAAGUUGACCAUGCUAAUUCAUUAGUGAAACUUAAACAGAAACGGUUUUACAUCGACCCUACUAAAUCAUCAGAUGAGCUAUACAAAAUACCAAUCACAUACACCACAAGCAAUGCUCCGAACUUUGAAAAUACAAAACCGAGCUUUAUUAUGGAUGGUGAAACCUAUGAACUCUCGGUAAAUCUUACAGAAGACACGUGGAUUAUAUUUAAUGUUCAAGAAACAGGGCUUUACAGAGUAUCAUAUGAUGUUCACACUUGGCAAUUAAUAUUCAAGGCAUUGAAAGGAACUAAAAGGGAAGAAAUUCACUAUUUAAACAGAGCUAAGAUUAUAAACGAUUUGUUCGCAUUUCUAUUCACCGGUGAAAUUAAAUUUGCUAUGCUAUACGAGGGACUAGAGUUUUUACACGAAGAAAAAAGUUAUCCCGUUUGGUACGCCGCUGUUCGUGGUUUAAAGAAAUUAAGGACUAUGUAUAUUGGAAGCGAAACAUUAUCCUUAAUUGAUGCAUAUUCUCUCAAAUUGAUUGAUAGUGCAAUCAAAAAUCUAGGCUAUGAAGUAAAUCCUAUGGAUGAUUAUGACACACUUAGAAAUAGAAUGCAAAUCCUUGACUUGGCUUGUCAACUCGACCAUCAAGGUUGUAUUGAUAACGCUGCAGCGAAGUACAAAGACCUGAAGGAAAAUGGAAAAGAAAUAUCGCCAAGCUUACGUUCGGUCUCUUACUGUACGGGACUACGGCUUGGAGAUGGGAAAGACUACGACUUCUUAUGGAGUCGGAUGGCGUCUACAAACGUCGCGAAUGAAGCACGAACCAUUGGAGACAUAUUGGGAUGUACAGCAGACGAAGAGAAGUUAAGAAGUUUCCUAGUAUCGACGCAAGUAGAAAACAGUCCAAUACUAACUCAAGAUCUAACUGUACCCCUAAGCAGUGUUCUAGCUAAUCACAGCCACGUUUCCCUGGUAAUUGAAGAAUUGGACAAGAACUUAGCACUAUGGAAAUCUAUUUAUCCAUCUUUCGACGGAGUUCUAUCGUCAAUCGCCACAGCUCUACAUACAGAAAACGAAUUUGAUACUUUCGAUUCCUGGCUAUCUUCCUGUGAGGAAUGUGGUGAUGAAGCCGUAACAAAAGCGAAAACUUCUUUGGCAGCAGCAAAAGCAGUAACAUCAUGGGCUGACAAUCAUAAUUUAGAUAUCCUGGCCACCUUAAAGGGCAGCGCUCGUAUUGUUACUUCCUCUAUGUUUAUGAUUCUUUCUGGUAUACUUUGGGCAGUUUGUGCCUUGUAA
Messenger RNA from Pieris macdunnoughi, 2790 nucleotides. NCBI's taxonomy places the organism in Eukaryota, Metazoa, Arthropoda, Insecta, Lepidoptera, Pieridae. The record is from the annotation of a GenBank genome assembly.